AGGUCAGGAAGCCAGAUGAGCCCGCAGAGAAGCGCUUGCUCACCGCGACCAGCCCAAGCCAAAAGUCGCUGAGAGGACGAGGAAGUUCGGUAUGCAGAAGCAAUGCUGACUGACCUGCACGCAGCCAUGGUACCGAAGCGCGAGCCGGCGAAGUCGGAGGAGCGCAAGCGCACGCAGGCGGCGUGUGAGUGCCAAAGCCAAUGCAACAACUGCAAGAUCUUCCUGAGUUUAUUCAUUCUCUCGCUCUCUCUGCACCUCGUCACGCUCUUCUGCUACCUGGACCUGCGCUCGGAGCUCAAACGAGAAAUUUCCCAGAAGAACAAAGAUGAGGUGUCAUCAACGGGGCCGGUGCCGCACUAUGAAGCCACAGCGCCAGUGCUCCGGUUACCGGACACCGACCACCCAACAAUAGACGACCAGAGCAGAUGGAGGGAUGAACACACAAGAGGGCUGGAGAGAGUCAUUCAUCGUACCAAACGUUCAGAAACUAAUGGAAAAAAGAAAGGAGAGCGGAAAAAAGGCAAGAAAGGACCCCCUGGCGCUCCUGGACCCCCAGGCCCACCUGGUCCACAAGGUCCACCUGGAAUACCAGGGAUCCCGGGAAUCCCAGGCAGUAACGCGAUGGGUCCCUCUGGCCCACCCGGACCUCCUGGACCCGCAGGGCCACCUGGACCACAGGGACCUUCAGGUGGCACAGAUAAAGGCAAACACAGAGAGACACAGCCAGCUGUGGUGCAUCUUCAAGGUCAGGAAACUACUAUCCAGGUGAAAGAAGAUUUGUCAGAAGGUGUGUUGAAAAAUUGGAGAAUGAUCUCAAUCCAUCAGAGAGUGUUUAAAAUGCACUCACGCUCUGGAGAGCUGGAAGUCCUACUUGACGGAACAUAUUUUAUAUAUAGUCAGGUAGAAGUAUAUUACCUAAACUUCACGGACAUAGCGAGUUAUGAGCUGAUGGUUGAUAAGACUCCGUUCUUACGCUGCACGCGAAGCAUCGAGACCGGCCAGCGCAAGUUCAACACCUGCUACACCGCGGGGGUGUGUUUGUUGCGAGCCCGCCAGAGGAUCUCCAUCCGCAUGGUGUACGAGGACACCUCCAUCUCCAUGAGCAACCACACCACCUUCCUCGGCAGCAUCCGUCUAGGGGACGCCCCUACCGCCGGACACACCUGAGCCCAUCGGCGUACGGGUCGACCCGAUCAGACACGCAUCACGCUGAUGAGCUCACAGACCACACCCACUGAACUCAACUGAGCCAGUAUGUCUCAUUAGCACCGCCCCCAAGGACACAGAGCCAACCAUUUAUGAACGACCGGGCUCAUCUACAUAUCUGCCGAGCAUCAGGCAAAUGUGACUAUGUAGCAUCACCAACACUGACAAAAAGAUCCAAUUCUCUCUGAGCACUGAAACAGCCUCCAUCAUUCCCCAAACACUAGCAACACAAUUUUCGCCACAAAUUAUUAAAUCAACAGACUGGCUUCCUGGUGAAUAACCAAGAUGCAUUGUAUCAGCCAUUCUAGCAGCUUCCACCUAGCGACUGGAUGAGCUGAGUGCCCUUACAGCUGCUGCGUGUAUGUGUUAUCCAGCACGCGUAGCACAUGAUUGCAGUGACUGGAACUGUGAACGGAGUGAGAUACUCUAUUCAUUUAAUGCACCGGUAGCAUAACAGACACACACUUUAAUAGAUUCAAAAACACAUAAAUAGUGAACCUGUGUACUUUUCUAUUAAGCACUGAUUAUGGCAAUGUAUAAAACAGAAUAUCUAUGUUCAGUUAUCAUUAAAUCUUUACAAAUGCAGUCAACAUACCCAUUUUUGAUAUGAAGUCAUGCAAUUCUGAAAUGUACAGUUUUAUGGUUCUUUGCUCUCUACCUGUAAUUACCUGUGGGAAAAACUGAGUGAUGGCAGUAGUUCAGGCACUGAAAUCGAUGAUAAUCCAUAAUGGCUUUCUAGUGUCCUAGUCUUCCAACAUCAUCCUGAAUAUGCAAUACAAUACCAUAUGCCUCCUGUAGGGGACAGUAGUGCUUCUCUAUAGCAAAUGAAGCACUGAGUCUGGCUGUGUUUGGAAUAGAAUACUGUUGUACUGCGAUUACUUUUGCUACAGUACAUAGAAUGCAUGCUGUACUCUAAUAUAUAUAUAU
Messenger RNA from Sinocyclocheilus rhinocerous, 2133 nucleotides. RefSeq names its product ectodysplasin-A-like. The coding region runs from base 103 to 1167 and encodes 354 amino acids. Gene Ontology annotation, biological process: immune response; animal organ development. Gene Ontology annotation, molecular function: death receptor binding; tumor necrosis factor receptor binding; death receptor agonist activity. Gene Ontology annotation, cellular component: membrane. NCBI's taxonomy places the organism in Eukaryota, Metazoa, Chordata, Actinopteri, Cypriniformes, Cyprinidae. The transcript has 8 exons. The record is from RefSeq and is a predicted model, not a curated record.